CCAGUGUAACGUGUCCCGACACCUGCAAUGGAGAUCACAAACAAUGCUUACUGCAGGACGGUGUGCAUUUGGCUACAGCGGAGUCAACUGUAAAGACCAAUUUCAGCUGAUCCUCACUAUCGUGAGCACCAUUGCUAGCGUCCUCAUUCUCAGCAUGGCAAUUGCGUUGAUCUUCUCAGCAAGAUCAAAGAACAAAAGGAAGAAUAUCGAAGAACAGAACUUGAUUGAGGAAGACUUUCAAAAUCUAAGACUGCAGCAGACAGGCUUCAGCAAUCUAGGAGCAGACGGGAACAUCUUCCCUAAAAUUAGGAUAGCUGCUUCUGAAGACAAUCGGCCACAAAAUCCCUACACAAACCAAAGAGAAUGGUAAAAAUUUGGAAGCCUCCAUGGCCCCCAACCCAGUACACAAGCUAUUAUUUGGAGUGUUUAAAAAGACUGAUGGAG
Molecule: messenger RNA, 444 nt
Organism: Galeopterus variegatus (Sunda flying lemur)
Lineage: Eukaryota; Metazoa; Chordata; Mammalia; Dermoptera; Cynocephalidae
Gene: MUC13
Product: mucin 13, cell surface associated
Exons: 5
Coding region: 44-370 (108 amino acids)
Source: RefSeq, a predicted model, not a curated record